AAAGAGAGCGGAACACUCUGAGGCAAAGCUGGGAGCCACCACCGGCCUCGGACCCUGCCCGGACCUCCUUCUCCUCCUAGCGCCGGAGCAACCAGCCUCGCGCGCGCCCUGCCCGGCACUGAAAAGCGCCUGGCGAGGCGACACGGGUUGGGCGAGGCGGACCCUCGAGAAAGGGGCGGGGCCAGCAAGCGGCAGGUGCGCGCGAGCUGCCCGCCUCCCGGCCGCGUGACGCCUGUCUCCCCCUACAGGCGGCGAGCGCAGGACCCCCAGACGCCUCACAGCGCCGCCGACCAUGGCGCAGCUGAGGCGAGCGGGGAGCCGCGCGCUCCUCCGCUCCCUUUCCUAGCCGCGCCUGAGGGAGGGAAAGCGGCGGCAGCUCCACGAGAUGGGCGCUUCUCGGGGCCCCGGCCGGGCGGGCCCCUGGCUGGCGCUGCUGGCUUGGCUUCUGCUGCUUUUGCCAGGCGACGUCUCCUUCGCCCUGUCGGAAAGCGGAGCGCCCGAGCCGGCGGCGAUGCUGGGCGUCAGCCCCACGCCCGGGGCGGAGACCCCUGCGCCUGCGCCGCCCAGCGGGACCCCCUUCGAGGAGACCAGGCUGCACGUCUUCACCUUGGAUUACCUGCACGUGAGGGUGCCCUUCGAGAUCACUCUGUGGAUCCUGCUGGCUUCUUUGGCCAAGAUCGGUAAGGGGCGGGAGAACCCCACCUGGUCGAUUUCGAGUUUUGCUUGCUUUAUUCAAGAGGGGAACAGGCGUGUUGCCCCCAUCCAGCUUGCGGUUGAUCUCCAAGUAGCCCCCUUUUCCCAGUCUACGCCCUGUUCUGUGGGGAGACAGAAUCAGAGUUGGAAAGGGACCCAGGGGUCAUCUAGUCCAACCCCCAGCAAUGCAGGAAGUUCAGCUAAAGCUGGUGGCUACCCCAACCUCUGCUUAAAAACCUCCAAGGAAUCUGAAUUCAGAUUGAAAUUCCCAGGUGUCAAAAAAGGUUAUUUAUGUAUGCCACUACUGUGGCAUCCGGUGUUUUGUUAGCCAAAAAAUGGAAAACUAGUGAGGUCCCAACCAAAGAAGAAUGGCAGGUUAAGAUGGCAGAAUAUGCACAGCUUGCAGGCUUAACAUAUAGAAUAAGAGAAGGAGAAGAACAUACGUUUAGAUUGGGAAACGUUUAUUGAAUAUAUGGGCUGAAAAUGCUGGCAGCAUUAAGAUAAAUUCAACAAGUUUUGACGGAUGUAAUAAUGGAAUACUGAAUUUUGUAAUAGUUUUUGUAAAAGAGGCAGGGAUUUGUGAUAUGUAAAAUGAACCACGGAAAGAGAAGAAGGGAACUCAUUGAUAUCUUAAGGACUGUAAAAAUGAGUACUUUAAAUUGUAAAACAGAAAUAUAUGCCUCCAAGGAAGGAGAGUCCACGUUUGGGAAGUCAGAUCGCUGUUGCUCUUUUUCUUCACGAAUUGCCACAAGAAGCAGGACAAGGAAAUCCUGAGCAGGCUCAACUUUGCUGCCUCCUCCUCCGUUUCUUCUUGUGGUGAAGAUGUCUUUGCGCUGCAGUUGUUAUGCAUAAGGGAAUCAGCGUGGAUGCUUGUCACUGAAGAAGUAGUGAAGUACGUAACAGGCAUCUCUUUGCUUUCCUGACCUGACAAAGGUCUAGAGUGGAGAUAAACAUCUCUUGGGAGGAUUCCUGCAUAAUAACUUGAUGGUGUGUGUAACCUGAAGCCUUUAUGCAUUUUUGCUGGCAGGUUCCGUUUGUGUUUCUUCAAACAAAAUGAGAGAAAGAAAGAGAAAGGUAGAGGAAGGGGGUGGUAAAAAAUAUUUUGUUUUAAAAUAAAUUUCAUUAGAGUUUAUAAAGAGAAAUACAAAACUUAAUCUCAAAUAUCUUUUUUUGUCCAACAUUAAGCUAAGUAGGAUAAAAACACAAUGAAAAGAAAAAGAGAGAGAGAGAUGGACAGAUAAGAAAGAAGAAAUAGGAAAGAACUUUCAAGAGGAAAUAGAAAAUAUAAAGUUUAGAGAUUUAAGAACUUCUGAUUCAUCAUCUGCCCACUAUAUAUAAACAAUAAUCACUUCCUCCUCUCUACUAUACCACCUAACAAAACCACUUUCUAUAAACAAACAUUAUCUUCAGCCUUCAAACCCAAAUGUUGUUAUUUAUUUUCCACGCAAAAAGUCUAUGAGAGGUUUCCAAUCUUUAGUAAACAUGUCAGUUUUGCUAUCUCAGCUAAGUCUUAAUUUCAACAACCAUUCAUCUAUUGUUGGUACUGAUGAAUCUUUCUGUUUUUGUGAUAUAAUAUGUGAUUCUUCACAUAUGGCAGAGGGAAGGGCAUGCCAUCUUGCAGUGAAUGUAUGUGCAAUAUUGCAUAUUUCAUAAUCAGUAGAAAUCCUUUCAGCAUUUCAACAGUUUUGAUAUAACCCCUUUAGUAGUCCAGUUCCAGUGUAAUCCCAUGUCGGCAUUAUUCUCUUAGUUGUGCAAACUGUCCAAUAUCAGAAUGUGUUUAAUUCUCCCAAUGAAAUUUAAAUGAGAUAUAAAAGUGCAUAAUUUUGAAUGCAUCCCACAACUGUUUUAAAGUACUAAGGGUGUUGCACUUACUUGGGAAUAAUCUCAUUGAACUGACGGUGACAGUGGUCUCACCAGGAUAGGAUUUUGGAGGCAGAGAUCCAGAACCUCACUCAGCAGAAUGAGUGGGAUGACUCUCAAAUGCUGGCUUGCUUAUUUAUUUAUUUCACUUAGAACCAGGACUCAAGGAGGCUCACAGAAAAUAAAAGAAAUGCAGAUGAAACAUAAAGGUAAAGGACCCCUGACAGUCCAGUCAUGAAUGACUCUGGGGUUGCGGCGCUCAUCUCGCUUUACUGGCCGAGGGAGCCAACGUUUGUCCGCAGACAGUUUUUCCGGGUCAUGUGACCAGCAUGACUAAUCCGCUUCUGGAGAAACCAGAGCAGCGCACGGAAAUGCCGUUUAUCUUCCCGCCGGAGUGGUACCUAUUUAUCUACUUGCACUGCAUGCUUUUGAACUGCUAGGUUGGCAGGAGCAGGGACCGAGCAACAGGAACUCACCUUGUUGUGGGGAUUCGAACCACCGACCUUCCGAUCAGCAAGUCCUAGGCUCAGUGGUUUAGAUCACAGCGCCACCCAUGUCCCAGAUAAAACAUACAUAGCUUAAAAAUAUAAGAGAUUAUGGUUAAAAAGUAAUUAUACUGUAUGUGGAAUUAAAGUUUGAGCAGCACUAUGUAGAUUCCAAUAAUAAUAAUAAUAAUAAUAAUAAUAAUAAUAAUAAUUAUUUCAUUCUUUAUAUCCCGCUCAUCUGGUUGGGUUUCCCCAGCCACUCUGGGCAGGUUACAGCACAUAAAAAAUUGUAAAAUGUCAGACAUUGAAAAUUUGAUACAGUACAUGCACCUGAUCGGUUUCAAUUGCUCUUCCAAAUAAUUUUUAUAAGUACUGCAUUCACUUAUCAUUGUAAACUAUAAAAGUGCAGAAGAGUUGUAAAAAGCAGUUCACAAGACACUAAUGUACAAGGAAAGCUACGUUUUAAACUUUUAUUCCUAGUCAUCUAGGAAAGGCUGCUGUGAAAUUUUGGAACUUGCCAAAAGUCAAGGGCACUUAAGUGUCAUCGUAGGAUGUACUUCAGAACAUAGCAACUUAUGACUUCUAGUUGAAUUCAGUGGUGAACUGCCAACGGCUGAUUCGCCUUCCGUGAACAAGAACCAUAAAGCUAUUUAGGAGUGGUUUAUUUUCUUUUUCCAUUGGGUAGCUGUGUUUUCAGUUCAUCAAGCUGUGUAAUUAUAUGGGUUAUAUAUAGAAAAGGAGAGGUAUGGGUCAAAUGUGAAAUGUGACCCUUAGUGCCUGGGGGGGAACCGUUUCGACAUGGAAAAAGAAAAUGAGCCAUACAAGAAAUACUGCAAUGGGAUUCACCAUUGGGCAACAUACUCCUAAGCAUGUUUGCUCAGGACUAAAUCCCAUUGGGUUCAAUGGGGCCAGCACCCUAGUAAAGUGCUCUUAGGACUAAGUGCACUAAGACUGCAAUCUAGAGCACAUUGACUUGGGAGCAAGCCCCAUUUAACACAGUGAGUCUUACCUGGAUGCAGACAUGGAUAGGAUUAUGUUGUAGAAAAUUUGACCAAGGUCCUUCAGAGUCUAAGAACCAAUGACUGCCUGUGAACUACUUCUUGCUUUGUUAGGACACAGGCAAUAAAAAGCAACGAGUGGGCCUUAUGAGUCCUUGCAUCCAGUUUACCCCUCCUAAACUGUCAUCCUUUUGCCUAAAGUGUGUGAAUCCCUACAGAGGAAACCUUCUGGCCUUAAGAUGAACGCUUCUCCUUCUCUAUGUAGCCUUCAACGUGGCACACUCAACAUGCUGUUGGACAGGGGGCGCAGGAUGGGAGUUAUGACUGUUCAGGUGAAUUGUGAUGGGAUGGAAGGUGAGAGUUCUGUAGGUUCCUGACCAGUCCACUACUGGCCUCUGGUUCAGUAUUAGGAUCUUAGUCCAGUAUCUCAGUUGGUGGUACCGGAAUAUUAGCUGACUAUCUUCUUCUGAAUCUGACAUUGAACUAAGGCCAUGACACAUUCAUAGCUGUGGUACAGAUAUUCCCCUACUGCUGCUCAUUCUACAGUGUCCCCAAAAUAUUGUACCCUAGCCAAGACUUAAAAUGUUGUAUUUUGCAACAUAUUAAAGCCUGCAUCUCCUAGUUCCUCAGAACAUUUGUAUUAAACCAAGGAGGGCGGGGGGGGGGGGGCGACUAAGUUACUGGACAAAUACCAAGCUGGUCACUACAUUUAAAGGCUGCAGUAUUUGCUGGUUUUAUGAAUAUUAACUUGAUUCAUAUCGGUUUUAUCUAUUCCUCUUGUAAAAUGUAUUUUAUUGCUUUUCUAUGGUUUUUACCUUGCCCGGGGGACAGGAAUUGUGAAGAUUGGGAUAAAGCUUUCUUAAGUAGUUAAAUUCAGUGCAAUCUUAAUCAUGUCUAGUCAGAAAUAAGUCCUACUGAUGUCAGUGGACCUCACUGUGAGAUAAGUAUGGUUAAGAUUUACAGCCAUUACAGUUGCUUAGGACAGGGAUAUUUGAAGGACCAUUUCCUUCAACAUUAUCUUGUCCAUCCACCGACUGAAGCUGGGGAGGCCCUGCUGUGUAUCUGAGGAUUGGUUGGUGGUGGGGAUCUGGCAGAGGGUCUGCAGAACUCACUGUUGUGGAAGAUCAGACUGUUCCCUUUCUUUGUGUCCUUCAGAUACAGGACCAUUAAAAAUUUUUUUUUGACAGUCAUGGUUUUGAUUGGCACUUAAAUUUUGCUGGUGAACAUCACCCCACUGCAUGGGCGUAGCAAUGGGGGCAGCUGCCCCCCCAUCAAGUAAAACAAUAGAAAUACAGUGGCACCUCAGGUUAAGUACUUAAUUCGUUCCGGAGGUCUGUUCUUAACCUGAAACUGUUCUUAACCUGAGGUACCACUUUAGCUAAUGGGCCCUCCUGCUGCCACUGCGCCGCUGGAGCACGAUUUCUGUUCUUACCCUGGAGCAAAGUUCUUAACCCGAGGUACUAUUUCUGGGUUAGCGGAGUCUGUAACCUGAAGUGUCUGUAACCUGAAGUGUAUGUAACCCGAGGUACCACUGUACUUAACUAACUGACCAAUCAUGUUGGUUCUGCCCCUCCUAAGAAAAGUCCUGCUCCUUUCCCCAACAAAAACCCUGACUACACCCAUGCCCCUCUGCAUACCAUGUUAUCUGGAUUUUCGCUCUUGGUUUAUUGUAUGAUGCUUUCUCUCUCACCUGUAUGUAGUUAGGUGCCUUCAGCAUCCCUUCACUGAGGUGUAAAUUUAUACCAAUAGAUGCAUAAGUAGAUAAUUUAAGGACAGCAUGGCACUGGCUUUCAUUUUGUGCACAAGUUAACCGUCUCUAUCUCUCUCUCCCAACCUCCCCUCUGUGCUUUCAUUCUGAAGGUUUCCACCUGUACCACAAGCUGCCCCACGUAGUGCCAGAGAGCUGCCUCCUUAUUCUGGUUGGAUUAAUUCUAGGUGGAAUUAUGUUUGGAGUACAAGAAAAGUCUAUAACGGUGAUGAACAGUGACGCCUUUUUCUUGUACCUUCUGCCCCCAAUUGUCCUCGAUGCCGGCUACUUUAUGCCAACACGCCUCUUCUUUGAGAACUUCGGCACCAUUUUCUGGUAUGCGGUUGUGGGGACUCUUUGGAACGCAUUUGGCAUUGGCAUUUCCCUCUUUGCCAUUUGCCAGAUUGAAGUAUUUGGCCUGAGUGAUAUCACUCUGCUGCAGAGCCUGCUUUUCGGCAGCUUGAUUUCAGCCGUGGAUCCCGUGGCAGUGCUGGCCGUUUUUGAAAACAUUCAUGUCAACGAGCAGCUGUACAUCCUAGUUUUUGGGGAGUCGCUGUUGAAUGAUGCUGUAACAGUGGUAAGUCACUUUGCUUAAGUGUUUCUCAUUGUUUCAAACUCUUCCCACUUCCCACAUUUCUUUCAGCUGUAUAACAGAGUGAAAAUGAAGAAGCUGGGGCUUUAUUGUGUUUUAGGAAAAAAAUAAUUAGAGCAGAAGAAUGCCUGCGAUACAUGCUAAUGGAUUUAGUAUUGGAUCUUUUAAGUGAUUUGUGCACUUUAUAACAUUUUGGGUCAUUUUAAUCAGGAAGCAGAAGUGUCUUCGUGAAAGGGGCCAGAAGAGGUCUUUAGCACUGAAUGAGUAAUAGGACAAGUAGGUCUGCUGAUCGAAUGGCUUCAAACAGAUGUUUCGGUUAUCACUACCUCGUUGUGGAUAUACUGUACCUACCUGCUUGUAGGUGGACUGAGAUUGCCAGUUUAUUUUAUGCAGCACACUUUGCAGCCGUUACACGGGAGCAAUGUUUAAUCAUUAACUGGAUUGGUUUUUAAAAGAUCAUAGACUUCAUCCAUCUACCAAUUCCCCAAGCUAUCCAUUUCCAUAUGAAUGAAUAAUCACACCAGGAACAUUGCUAGACUUUGUACUUACCUCAGGUUCCUUUUGGAAAAGUAUUGCUGCACUGAUCGCUUCCUGCUAUAAUUGUUUUAAUUGCCACUUUAUGGGUGGUGUAAUGACUCGCACUUAUAUAAGCACAUACACACCACACAAUGCAUGGAUUCACACACCUGAACAAGCACACAUAAGAAGGGGAAGUGUGUGAAUAGGUGGUAGUUGUCAUAUACCUCAGGGUGCUAGGAUAUCUGAACCUAAGGGGUCCGGAUCCAGUCACCUCGUGCCCUUGCCGUUAGCAUGAAGGAGUCAAGCAAACACCAGGGUGGGUUUCACAGAGAAAAAGGUUUAUUGCAGAAUCUGCGCAGAGACAGCCAGUGGAAUAGCUUCCAAAGACUGGCCGCCGCCCUAUUGUCUUCCGAGCAUUCUUAUACUGAAGCUGCAAGCUUGGCUCCCCAGUUGCUCCCCAAUCAACAGGCAGAGAUACACUUUAUUACCUUAUUAGGCUAGCUAAGCCCCCCCUCCCUUUUGCAGAUCUUUGCAAAUAUUAUUUGCUUCGCAUAAAUGUUUGCAUCUUUGCACAGCUGAGGUGGGAAGUCAGACAGGAAAACCACUACUGGCCUGCAGAGCUGAGCCUCUUCAGCUUCAGCUAUGUAGGAGGCCAGACAGGAAACCCACUGCCGGCCUGCAGAGCUAUCUUGCAUAGCUAGAAACAAUUGUUAGCUGGAGCUAGCUAAAACACGAUGGAGUUUUACCUCCCCCCUCUCUUCCCUCUCCCUUCAAGGGCAGGCUCAUGCAGAGCUUGUCUGAGGCCUGGGGUGGAAGUCUUGUUAUAAACUAAACUAAACAAAAAAAAGCAAGCCAGUCCCUAGCAAGUCCCCUCACUGGCCACCUUAGCCCUCCGAGGCGCGGUUUAGUCAACCUCUUCUAGCCAGCUCUUACAACCCAAGAUACACAACUACGGAGAGCACAUGUGGCAGACUGAAUGUUGUGAAGCAUCUUGUCCACAUCCUGACACCAUAGUAAUGGAAACUGCUCCUAAAUAAAUUUAACUAGACGGUGCACUGGACGCUCCCCUAGUACUGCCCCGAUAGUGAAGUCUACUUCAGAGUGAAUCUGAGUAACUUUGCCCUUAAAGUGUUUACCGCUGGUCUCCCAAGAUUUUGAAGGCCCCAGAAGUCAGCUGGAUUCAACAGUCUGAAGCGGUGCUGUGCUGGAAAUUUCUCAUACAUUUUCCAGACCGUUCUCUACCAAUAAGUGAGAUAAGAAAUUGCAUCUGAGAAUAAUCAAAGGGAAGAGAAAACUUUGGCAAAGUUCUCAGUGGUAAAGUACAGUUUUUUGUUUGAUGCAAUUGUCUUAAAUUUGAGAUGGUCGAGGGGUGUCUUUCAUUCUACAAAUUAUCUAACCUGCAUUGCAGGGGGUUGGACUAGAUGACCCUCGUGGUCCCUUACAAUUCUGUGAUUCUAACCAGUGGUCUGCGCUCUGAGGCCUUCCUGGGUGCCCAGGCUUCAGUCAAGGCCCAGGGGAAGACAUCAUGAGGUAAUUCCACCUAUUUACCCACUCCAGCAACAAAAUCCUUCCAAGCCGAUUCUUUUUUCUAUGUUUAACACGAAAUUACCUGACCUUCUUCAUGUUGCUGAGCGAAAUUGCUAUGGCCAUGGCAAUGUUCUGUAUUGGAGAUGAUCAAUUAAACUUGUUCAGUCCAGGCAUCCCGUAAAAACAACACCCUGUGAUGCCUUACUAUGUUUCAAACCAAUGUAGCAUAAUUCACAACAUGCUAAUGUAAGUCCUUCUUGACUGUACUUUCUUCAAAGUAAAAAAUUAAAAUAAAUGAAAAGGACUAAAAAAACUUGAUUCCCUUCUCGCCCAUAUAAUGUAUCUGAUCUAAUAAUAUGAAAAGCGUAUUUCACCAGCCAAGCUCUGGAGAUUUAUGGAAUAUUUAUAAAAUGUGCUAGUAUUAUUCUAGGGACAUAAGAGCAUAAAACGAGCUGUGCAAGAUAAGACCAUAAAUUCAUCUAAUCCAGCCUUCUGUUUCCUACAGUAACCAGGCAGUUGCCCUUCCCUAAUGUUUGCCUGUCAGCGCUUGCUUUUUGGAAACAUGCUUCUUAUGGAUUUGGAAGAUUCCAUCCAAGUAUCAUGACCAAUAGCUGCUGACAAGCCUAUCAGUGAUUAAUUUGAUCUGAACUCUUUCUGAAUGCAUAUAAAUUCAUGGUUAUGAAUUCCAUAAAUUAAUCAGACAUAAUCUUAUCGGCCUGUCAUCCUCCACGCUCAGUUUUCUUUCCCCCUCUUGUUUCAGGCCAGGGCCGGCUCACACAUGAGACAGGGUGAGGCAGCUGCCUCAGGUAGCAGAAGGCCAAGAGGUGGCGCUUCCUUAGGCAUCCCACUGCCUCUGCCAGAAGCUGCCAUCAUUGCCACUGCUCCACAGGUGCUACCAUGCAACCCAAGCAAGGGAAGCUGUGGUGGCGGCAUGGCAGCAUGGGUCACAGUGGUACAUUCCUGUUUCACCUCAGGCAGCACAAUGCAAUGUGCCACCCAUGCUCUAGGCAAUUCCUCCAUCCCCUUGAUCAUUUUGGGUGCCCUUUUCUCCAUGUUUUCUGUUGUAUCCUUUUUGAGGUGGGAUCACCUUUCUCAUUAUGAUGCAUGUUUGUGUUAUUUUCACUAAUAUAUUCAUUUUUUACACAUUUCACCCUAAUACAUGCAUUUCUGUAAACACUGGAUAGAGAACUACUGCUAAACUAAAUUUAGAUAACUGUGAAUUUUGAGGAUGGCUUCGUUUUGGUCCUCAUAUUCUUUUGGAAAGUACAAGCUUGAUAAAAUUGCCUUUAAAGUAUGUGUAUUCAAACAUGCAAGGUCUACCUUCUGUGAACGAAAGUGGUAUUGUCCAGGAAAAGCCUUGCUGCUUAGUUCUGCUGAGUAUAAACUGGACUGAUGCCUAGGUUUAAUGGAUAUCAUUUGAUAGCAUCAAGGAACGCCUGGGGAAUUGAACAAGGAAGUGAGCUUGCUGCUUUAAUGUGAGAUGGGAGUUCCAUUUCUAUCUUCUAUAUUGUAGAUUUACAUUGCAUGUUAAUAUAUUUUAAAAGAAAUGCUGUUCUGGGGCUUAAAUGUGGUGGCCAGUCUUUUAAUUAUGCAAGCGUCUUAUCAAAUUAAAUCUGUUCAGGUGAAUGCAUCCUGCUGUUGCAUCCUUUCCAGACUUUAUGCUUUUUCUGUGUCUCAGUUCACAGUACUGUGAUUACUGCAUUUUUUUAAAGCAGCAACAUGGACAUUGUUCCAUGCAAUGAGCCAUAGCUUACCCUACAUGUAGCAUGAUCCCUGGGCUCAUGCGUUCCUCUAUCCUCUGGUGUGGUCAUGAGGAGGAGAUCAGAAGUGAUAGCUUCUGUUUUCAGUUGACUGCAUGUGGUUCAUCAUGUCUGAAUGAGGACAAAUUGUGGGUAGUUUUAACUAUGGUUUGUCUGAACAAGCCAACUUCAACCAUGGCUAAUUAUCCUGUUGGGAUAAACUACAGUUAACACUAACCACAGUUUGUCCUAGUUCAGAAACUAGGUUGGGCUGGCAAUAUAAAAAGAUGAAUGGAAUAAGAGUCUGAUGUAUGCACAUUUUUCCUAUAUGAAGCAGCAUCAAGUCAGCCAUAUUUUAAAGCAGCUACUGUGCUGCACUGUGCUGACCAGACGAAGAUAAUCUAGAUCUAUUAUAUCUACCUCUGAUAUGGUAGAAUGCAAACAUACUUUGCAUUAUUUCAGGGCAAUUGCUUGUCUAACUAAUGGGAUGAGUGACAGAUCAUUUUCACUGGGAUAGUAUCAUGGUCUUCAGUUACAUCAAACUGUACUAUUGUCUAAAAUUACAUAGUAGCAAUAUUACAUAAUUUAAUUUUUCCAAUUAAAGCUACAGCGAGGAUUCUAAAAGAAGUUAACUUUUUCUCUCCCUUUCAUAGGUCCUGUACAACCUCUUCAAGUCUUUCUGCAAGAUGCGUACAAUUGCAGCUGUUAGCAUAUUUGCUGGAAUUGCUAAUUUCUUUGUAGUUGGAAUCGGCGGAGUUUUGAUUGGAAUUGUUAUGGGCUUUGUAGCAGCUUUUACGACACGUUACACCCAUAAAAUCCGAGUGAUUGAACCACUGUUUGUCUUCUUGUACAGUUACCUGGCAUACAUAACAGCUGAAAUGUUUCAUCUCUCAAGCAUUAUGGCGUAAGUAUCUAUGAAAAUAUACUGCGCUAAGAAUACCGUGGAUAUAUUAGAAACAUUAACCUCUGCUCUUAUAAGACCACAGCCCAAUGCUGACUCAAUGGGAGCAAGACAAUGAUAGAGUUUUAUUCUGCGUAGACAUGCAUAGAAUUUCACUGUCAGUUGACUAACAUCUUGUCAUCAGUCAAGAUGGCAACUGCAGAGGUAGGUGCAUGCCAGAGUUCAAAUUCAAAGCUGGGUUUUGAGCAGCUUUUUAUCCAGAUCAGUAUCUGAACCUCUAGUGCCUUACUUUUACUGAUAAAGCAAUGCGAAUUGGUCAGCUCAGGAACCUUUUUUGCUUUUGAAAACAACAUUGUGUAUGUACUCACUUUUUAAAUUCUUGCAUGGAACAAGCAGAACAUCCCCCCCCCCCAUUUACUCAUGUUAAAAUUUCCCAUUUAAUUUAUUUUUCAUUUGGAUCCCUAGUAAAGUGACCCUAGUGAAGUGAAAUUUAGAAGCACAUUGAAACUUUUGCAAAGUUUAGUAGCAGGUCAACGAAACUUGAUGACUGCAUCCAGUGAUCUAGAUUUUUCCAGUCACCAGACAGAAACUGCCUUGUUUGUGCAAGGUGACUUGCAUUACUGGUAUAACCAUGAUGAAAUGCAGUUUGUAUUAUCAUCAAACUUUUUUCUUUCCCUUUCCUGCUGUAAAGAUGGUUUUAGAUAAGUGAAUAUGAUUGCUUUAAGUGUGUUUAACCCAACUGAAAUCAAUAGAAUAAAGUAUUCUCGACUCUUUGUUUGAUAACUGGGCACAGAAAUAAAAUAAAAAUUAAGAGAAAAUUGGCAUCUUCUUAGACAUAUGAUAUUAUUAAAUGCUCUGAGUCUGGUGCAAAUCUUGAGUAAUAAUGAUAUAUUCUAGCCGUUAUAGCUGCAGUUCAUAGUUAUACUAUGACGGUCAGAUACCAUACAUUGGCUAUGUGGCUGAUUUUCAACAUUCCAUUGCAAACUGCAAACACACAAUCAAGCAGAGGUUGUGUGAAUGGGUGAUGAUGUGAUGAAUUCUCCAAGAAUUGCUUGGUGAAUUGCUUCACAUCACUGUCUUCCCCCAGUGGAGCAACCUCCAUGCAGUUUACUUGACUUGCAGUCACAGUGAUGUUUGUUGAGCUCUUCACACUUUAGUUGGGAACCAGAGUGUGUGGACCAUAGGUCCACGGCCAGGCCACACAAUCGAGCUUGCACACUUGUGUGUCCUCUGCAGGUUUAUGGUGCGUGCAACUGUAGCUGAAACAGAAAUAAUUGAAAACCAUAUAAACUUCCUGUUCACCGCCUGUCCCCAGCAGAUGUGCCUUCCGCUCACUCAAAGCAUUCUUUGUAUCUCACCCUUUAUGUUUUUUAAGAUACCUGGAUGAUUUAAGUAUACACCCCAAAAAUGUGACAUAUAAAACCAUAUAGGUUUGCUUCUACAUGAUAUUUUAAAUGGCUAAUUCGUGUGUGAAUCUGGCCUUGGUUGGCAAUGGAAGACAUUUGAUAGGUGCAGCCGUUCAACAUCAUGGAAAAUACCUUAGAGUUCAAAAUUAAAACAGGAAGCAUGGUCCUAGGUCCACCCACAUAAGAUAUCUGUUUGAAGUUCAUCCUCUGUCAUGAAAUGGCAUCUUGUGAAAAGUGAAAUCAUGACACGCUGAAUCCCACAACGCUGAGUAACUAAAAAGGAGACACUUAAUUAUAGCAGUCAGCUGGUGCCCAUGGUGCACUGUGGCAGCAUGUAACGUCCUUACAGAACAGCAAAGGAAACAAGCGUUUCCUCAAAGAAUGAUCACUUCGUUUUCUGCAAGUAAAUUGACACGGAGCCUUCCCUUUAAAAAAAAGGUUAGGAAUGAAGCACUGUGUGCAUGUUAAUUUACCAUGACUUUGCAAAUGGGUUUUUAAACUUCCUUGCAUUUAAACAUCAGUUUGUAAUAUGAAGUUAUGCAAGAGACUUGCUGUUCAGGAACAGUGAAACAAUGUCCCAUGACGCACACAGUCCCAUUGAAGUCCACGCAGUUCCCUUAUAUUUACUAACGCUGACCCACACAAUCAACCGACAGCAUGAUCCUAUCAGAUGUCUGGUUGGAAGGAAGCCCCAAUGAGUUCAAUUGGAUGUACUCCAGCAUGUGUAUAGGCUUACAGCCUAAAUUCUCAGAGCUCUUCCUUCCUGUUCUAGCUAAAGUUGGUUCCACCUUUCAGUCAAUCACUUUUUGAACCUCUCCAUGUAUUUAAUGCUGCAACAGCAGCCGGAUUGCUGAAAUGGAAACUUAAGCAGAAUUUUGCUAAUCUGAGGAACUGCCUUAAAACCUUCCUGGGAUAACAGGCUAUGCUUUUCGCGUUGGGCUGUGUAAACUUUAAUGUAAGUAUUUUGGAAGCUGAAUUAAAAGUUGUUUUCUUCUGCAGGAUUACAGCUUGUGCUAUGACCAUGAGUAAAUACGUGGAGGCGAAUGUUUCUCAAAAGUCCUACACCACAAUAAAGUACUUCAUGAAGAUGCUGAGCAGUGUCAGCGAGACCCUGAUCUUUAUUUUCAUGGGCGUGUCCACAGUUGGAAAAAACCAUGAGUGGAACUGGGCCUUUGUUUGCUUUACCCUCCUGUUUUGUUUGAUUUGGCGUGCGCUAGGUAAGAGACAAUUAAAACGGUAUAGAUUGCACUUCAACAUACUUUACACCUGAAACAUGCUUAUCUUUUAUGGAACAGUGUGCUUGACCAAAAAAAGAAAGAAAAGAAAGCUGCCAUCAAGAGAAAAAGCAAAAACUGCUUGAGAGAAAGACAUGUUCUGGACAUGGAAGACUGUGGGUCUCUCCAGAUGAUCCUUCAAUGUUAUUUCAAGUGCUAAAGUAAAUCAGUCCGCCAGUCUAUAAGCUAUGUUUAGGGAAGCUUUUAAUGUUUAGUAGAUUAUUGUAUUUUAAUAUUCUGUUGGAAGCUGCCCAGAGUGGCUGGGGAAAUCCAGCCAGAUGGGUGGGGUAUUAAUAAUAAUAAUAAUAAUUAUAAUGUCAAUUUGGUUGGCUUCUGUGCUUGGGAGUGGUGUGGUGUCUCACAUUUCAAUGGCAGUUUGUCCGCAACACCAAAAUUCAGGGCCUCCUUCCACUUCUCCACUUCCAUUCUACAUUACAGUUGCAGCGCCCCUGUAGCUUUGGUUCCAGUGUGACCAAAUCAGUUGGACUCCCGUAAAUCCACCUCCGUUGGUGGGAAUGUUGCUGUUCAUUUCAGGCAGUGAAAUGUUUUGGACUGUCCCUGGUAGGGGAGCUUUUUAAAAUUCUUCCUCUUGAUUUAGGUUAUCAUGAUACUUCCAUUAAGAAAGUGUCCUUGGUUCAACCCCCACCAACUACAGUGAGAAAAGUCUCUCUCCCUCCCUCUCUCUCUCUCUCUGUGUGUGUGUGUGUGUGUGUGAGAGAGAGAGAGAGAGAGAGAGAGAGAGAGAGGGAGAGAGAGAGCUGUGCAGGAAGUGUGGAGAGAAGUGCAGGGACACUCAGGUUGCUUGUGCAACAGAAGCCCUUGGGAAAGUGUCACAUGUAAAUAAAACUUCUGCACCUCUUUUUCAUAUGACAUAAAAUGGAAGAUAACAUUCUUACAUUUAUUUUGGAAACAUUAUUAUAUUUGUCUUAAAUUUUAGGUUCUGAACCAUGCUUGUCUUUCUAUGUUUUCCUUAGGAGUUUUUGCAUUGACUCAAAUUAUUAAUGUAUUCCGGACAAUUCCUAUAACAUUUAAGGACCAGUUUAUUAUUGCCUAUGGAGGCCUCCGAGGAGCCAUAUGUUUCUCUCUUGUUUUCUUGCUUCCUUCUGCCGACUUCCCUAGAAAGAAGCUUUUCAUUACUGCUGUUAUUGUGGUGAUAUUCUUCACAGUCUUCAUUCAGGUAAGAAUAUCCCUCUUUUGGGAUGGGAUUAAAUAGUUAUCUGUACUAAAACCUGCAAAGAGCCCAGUCAAUGUUCCUACUACUUAUUUUGGCCAUGGGACUAAUAUAGUAUUGGCACUGACAGCCUGUAAGUAGCCCAGUACCAAUGUAAUCUGAAACUUCUACUGGAAUAAGUGAAUUCACUCCCAAGAGUAAUUUCUUCCUCUUGUCCUCCUAAUGUCUUGCAUGAUCAUAUUUUACUUGUGUAAUGAAUAUUCUGUAAUUUGGAAGAGAUAUCUCCAUAGCUGUCAACUUUCCCCCCUUUUUAAGGGAAAUUCCCUUAUUCCGAAUAGGAUUCCUUGCAAGAAAAGGGAAAAGUUGACAGCUGUGGAUAUCUCACAGAAGGACUUAUACACAACUUAGUAAAUCAUAUUCUGAACUAGUUAACACAUCUUGUCUUGUUUACAGGCAAAUUGCGAAAUCAGUUUUAAAAACAAAGAUCACAAUUUGUGACUUGCCAGUAAUAUACAUAAAAAUGCAAGGCUGUCGUUAUGCUGCCGUCCAUGUGGCCAGUAGGAGGCCACACCAGCUCCAGUGUGUUGGCAGUCUGUCAGGUGAAGCCGCAGUCUGGUUGGCAGGUGACUCAGGUGAACUGUUUCAUGGAGGGGAGAGCUUCACAGAGCUUUUUGACAAACCGCUUUGUAAAUUGGUUGUCUCCCUCUGUUAAACAUGGCUGCAGCCACAUGUAAUGGAGAAGGGAGGUGCUUCAUUCACAAAAGGUGGGGCAAACUGAGAGAGGAGGGGGAGGUGAGGUUUGGCUGAGCUGCGAGAAGGUGGGUGAGGUGUAAAGGGAGAAGGGGUUGGCCAGGUGUGGAGGAAUCAGAACAAGCCGGGGUGGCAGCCCCUAGUCAUUUAUAAAUUUGACCCAAUGCAUUUUACAGCUUGUUGACUUCCAGCCUCCUUUUAUCUGGAAAUGUAGUGGCUCACAGAGAACAUACUUUGCUUUUUGCCCUGUUAAUACCACAGAUAGAAAUCUAGGAAGCUAGCUUAUUCCAGAGCUGUGUAUACACCACACAUUUCAAGUACCUCCCAUCAGAAUCCUGGCCACUGUUGUUUACUCCUCAUAGAGCUAUAAUUCUCUGCACCCUUAACAAAAUACAGUUCCCAGGAUUCUUGGGGAUGUGUGUGUUUACAUAUAAGCAGCCCCAGGUCAGACUGGUUCUCCACCUAGUCCAGCAUGGUUUUCUGUGAAAGACAACAGAUUUCUAGGGCCAAGGCCAGUUUUUCACAAUCACCUACCACCUAUAUUUCUUGGGUAACUGGAUUCAGACAUCAGCAGUAGAUCUUUAAAGUCUGUGCUGUCUGGUUUCAAAAAUAAGAAAAAGAAAGAAAGCCAGGUACAUUUUGGGGGAUUUUAUUGUGCUGUUAUUUGAGGCAACAUGCAACUGUUCUACUGCUUCUGAACAUUCAUUUACCAAGCUGCACACUGAACAGAAUAUAAGAGUGACACAGUGGAAAGGAAAUUUUAGGGCUGAUGUGAUUUUCAUGCUUGUUUUUGUGUUUCCUGAAAACAGGGAAUAACAAUUCGCCCACUGGUGGAAUUUCUGGAUGUUAAAAGAGCAAAUAAGAAACAACCAGCUGUUAGCGAGGAAAUUUAUUGUCGGGUAUGUUGGAGUUUUGGGUGAACAGCAUUUACUGAAAUGUGCUUUUAAUAGCUGAAUGUUUCUUCUUUGGUGGGAAAUAAUGUGCCAUUUAUAACAUGUGCUUGUUACAUGAAUGAAUUCAUUUUGGUACUACAUGUGUCACAUAACUGUGUGUCUUUGAGUUCGUGAACAUCUUUUCAGCCUGCAGCCUGCAGUUCUGGCCAGGUGUGUCAUAUCACAUUCCCGCCCCCCCCCCCGGCAAUCUUAAGAUAGUUACUUUAAAACACACUAGUUAGGCACAACAAUUUAAUUCAGUUUAACCUUUAUAGCUCAGUCCUUCAUGUUUGCUUGGAAGUAAGUUUCAACUGAGCUCACUGGUUGUUAACUCCCAAGUAAGUAUUGAAGCUCAGUUAAAUUAUACACAUAAUGAAAGCAGGGGUGUGAUCUACUCUCUAUAGACACAGCUGUGCACAUGUGGCUCAGGGCAAGCUGCUUAAUUCGCUUCCCUCUUUUCCCUGGAGCCUGAGCUACUGGUAUACCAGGAUGCUGGAGAAGAGACGUAUGGCUUCUGAUACAUAGACGAGACACGCACAUGCCACCCUUUGAAACUAACAGCUGGUUAGGUGCAGUGUGCGAUAGUAAAGUUAAAAGGUAAAGGACCACUGGAUGGUUAAGUCCAGUCAAAGGCGACUAUGGGGUUGUGGUGCUUAUCUCGCUUUCAGGCCGAGGGAGCCGGCGUUUGUCCACAGACAGCUUUCUGGGUCAUGUGGCCAGCAUGACUAAACUGCAACAGAUGAUGGAAACCAGAGCACACAGAAAUACCAUUUACCUUCCUGCUGCAGCGAUGCCUAUUUAUCUACUAGCAUUGGUGUGCUUUCGAACUGCUAGGUUGGCAGGAGCUGGGACAGAACAAUGGGAGCUCACCCUGUUGUGUGGAUUCGAACUGCUGACCUUUCGAUCAGCAAGCCCAAGUGGCUCAGUGGUUUAGACCACAGUGCCACCACUCCCCUGUGCGAUAGUGGCCAAGGGUUAACUAGAGUGAUAUGGUUGCAUGCACACCAUACAUUUAAAGUACAUGGCUUCCCCAAAAGACUCCUGGGAACUGUAGCUUAUAUGUCUCAGCACUCUUAACAUACUAUAGUUCCCAGAAUUUUUUGGGUAAGCCAUAUGCUUUUAAUGUAUGGUGUGAAUAUAGAUUUAGAGAGAAGAAAGAAAUGCCAUUUUCUCUCAGCCAUUGUGUUCUUAGAACUGGGUCAUUAGGUUACAAACAUUGAGUGACUUUAAGAGAAGCUUAGAUAAACAAUAUUUAUAUUUUCCUCAGUGAUUGCAUGUGGCUUAAGUCUGUGGCACAUAUGAAAGCAAGUAAUGAGUCUGUUUCCACAUUUUAGUUCUUUGAUCACGUGAAAGCUGGAAUUGAAGAUGUGUGUGGACACUGGAGUCACAACUUUUGGAGAGAUAAGUAAGUAGUGUACUGAAACGUUAGUGGAGUGUGGGAAAAGUGAGAAGCCCAGCUUGUUUCCUCAGUUCAACAAUUACAUUCUGAAAUCUGCAAAUGAUUUCUGUAAAGCAUUAUUUUGUGUGGCUUUGUGGUUGAGAUAAUUUUAGCAAACCUGAAUACUGAUAUAUAAUUAGUUUAAGCAUUUGUAUUCAUCAAACUACAUGGAUUAAAAACCUGACUUUAUUUCAAUAAUCCUACAUUCAAAAUACAAGUGUUUGUUAAUAUUCAUGAAGUAAGCUUCUGGGACUUCGGUUUAGCUAUUGGACCAUUCUAGUUCAAAUGUGUUGUUAUGAAGUGCAUAGCUUGUGUCCAAACCUGCAGUUCUUCCAUGCAAACCUGACACUCCUUUUUUGGAUCUUUUGACUUUGUGGCCCAAGUAUGUCCUGAAAGUGGUACUUCAUGGAGUCAAAGAAUACCACUGAGUAUCAUUCAAGCAUCUUAUUGGAAUAACAUGGAAUUAGCACAUUUCUUUAAAAGGUGUUAAGCAGGACUCAAACUUUCAUAAACAGCACGGUAUCAGUAGCCUUAACCCCUAAUGAGUCAACCUGCUCAUUCAAUCAGCAUCCAUACAGGUACAUCGGAAAGUUAAGAUGUGGGGAAAUUGGUCAGAGAAUGUCUCUCUGUGUGUAGGGUAGCUGAGGCUAGAAGAAGCUUGUGGGCUGGAUGAUAAAGGCAGGGGGAAGAGAGAGCAUGAGACCAAGCAGUUAGCUGCCUGGGAAUGUGAAAGGGCGAGGGGUUGGCUUAAUACCUGAGAAAAGGUGGCUUAUAAAGGAGACAUGGAAGGGAAUGAAAAGUCUGACAGCUGAGGGACUUGCAAGGAAAGAGAGUAUGUGAUACCCAUCCUUUACUUCUGUGAAGCUGGAGUUUGAUGGAAGAGAAAUGGCAUGGAGGCCCUUCUUACACCAGGAAAAAUAUCUAGAGGAAUAAGAAAGAGAGAGACUAACAAAGGCUAACAACCCUCCUUCCCUUUCUCAUUGAAGUCAGGAUGGGUACUACACCUGGAUUAAGAGGUUACAGUAUUGGUUAAAGGUCUUGUCCAGGCUUCCUCAACUUCAGCCCUCCAGAUGUUUUUGGCCUACAACUCCCAUGAUCCCUAGCUAGCAGGACCUGUGGGAUGCUGGGAAUUGUAGUCUCAAAAACAUCUGGAGGGCUGAGGUUGAGGAAGCCUGGUCUUGUGCCUUCCUGGGCUAAAAACGGAAGGUGAAAAUUAACAGUAACUGGGACCAUCCCCUUCGGUUACUUCUAAGCUGGGAAUUUUCCAAUUUGCCAGGCGGUUCCAAAAAGGAGCAGAGGAAGCAAAAGGAUUAAGCUGGAAACUAUAACAGUGGGCAUAACUCAAGGGUGCUGACUGUAUGUGUCACAUAGGAAGCAUUUCAGAGUAUGUCUUCCACCUGUCUUUUGGUUAUAGCUCAGGCUGCUCCUAGUCCUGCCUGUGAGCAGAAUUUUAGCUGCCAUUCCCUGUGCAGGCUAUCCAUGUCAAAAACUUGAUCUCGUAACAGUGUUUAGACUGCAGCAUUUUAGAAUUUAAUCUGCAGCAUUGCUUCUACUCCUCACAGGUUUAUAAAGUUUGACAAGAAAUACUUGCGAAGGCUUCUGAUUAGGGAAAGUGAGCCUAAAUCAAGUAUAGUUUCCCUGUACAAGAAACUUGAAAUAAAGCAUGCGAUAGAGAUGGCAGAAUGUGGAAUGAUAAGUACAGUACCAUCGCUGGCUUCUAUAAGGUAAGUUGAGGGCAGUAGGGUGCAAUAUCAUUGCUAGUUUGAAUCUUGACUAUGUUGCAUUUUGAAGUGUGCAUUCUACAGUUGCCAAAUCAUAGCCAAAAGUGAAUUAAACAGUAUUUUCUACAUCUAGGAUUAACUAGUCUGUAUAUUUAUUUCAAAGAAUUAUGUUGUGUCCAAAACAUUAAAAACAUCCUGAUGGCUUGCAAUAGAAGAAAAAACAGCUUACAAAAACAAACAAACAACUUAUUAUUAAAUAAAAUAAAUAAAUAAAUAAAUAAAUAAAAUUAAAUAAAAUAUUAUGUUGUAAAGCUAAAUACAUCAAUGGCAGUACAAUAUAUGGAUCCAACACCAACAAUAAAACAUUUAAAAUGCCUGGGAUUUUUUAUUAUUAUUAUUAUUAUUAUUAUUAUUAUUGACAAUAAAGAAAGUGGCAUGUGAACUUCUCCCAGCAGAACAUUCCAUGACCAGGGUGCCACCACUGAAAAGGCCCCAAAACCUGUUGUAUCUAUCCAUUGUAUCCACAAAAGUGGAGGCACUGCAAGAAAGGCUUUUAAUAAUGUUCUUAGUGAAUGGGCAAACUCAGUGAGACUUCAAUUGGUAAAUUAAUCAACCAGAGCUGCAACCCCUAUACCCGCUUACCUGGAAUAAGCCCCAUUGAACUUACUUGAACUUUCUUCUGUGUUGAAAUACACAGAAUUUUGAUAUCAGACAUCUAAGCUGUAAUCCUACAUGCACUUAGCUGGGAGUAAAGUCCAUUCAACUCAAUGGAUCUUGGUUCUGAGGCCCAUGUUUGUGCCAUCUUGCUCAAUACUGUCUAGACUGACUAGCAGUAGCUUUCCUGGUUUUCAGACUGGCGUGUCACCCAGCCCUAACUGGAGAUUUCAGGACUUGAAUCUCAGACCUACUGCAGAUACUUAACGAGUAAACUACAGCCCUUCCACAAACAACCUGUGCUACUGUAAUAUGGAAUGGCAACUGACAUAUUGAAGAUAGUUUUUCCUUCUAACAAUUAAUGCAUGCUUUUUACUGUGAGGUGCCAUGAGCUUUUCUUACACUGAAAUUCCUUGCUGUCUGAUGUUUUCAACUUUUCAAAGCAAUCUACAGUCGGUUGACAUACCCACCAGUAACAAAUGUGAACAAAAUUCUAUCUUGGUUACAUUUAAAAGAACCCGUGGCUCAGUCCUAUUCAGGAUUUUCCUAGAAUUCUAUUUGUGUACUUGCAUAUAUCUUGAAAUUGUUUGAAAUGUAAUAGCUGUAGUUAGACCAGCCGGGACUUUUGUUAUAGAAAUUGUAAGGAUAGGCAUUCCCUGCCCUCCCAGCACCCCAUUUAUGGAGAAAUGUGAGUAGCAGUGAAAUUCUGUAUACUCAGAAGUAGGCCCUGCUGAGUUCAGUGGCAAUUACUUCCAGGUAGCUGUGGCCUUGGGACGCGGGUGGCGCUGUGGGUUAAACCACAGAGCCUAGGACUUGCUGAUCAGAAGGUUGGUGGUUCGAAUCCCCGCGAUGGGGUGAGCUACCGUUGCUCGGUCCCUGCUCCUGCCAACCUAGCAGUUCGAAAGCACGUCAAAGUGCAAGUAGAUAAAUAGGUACCGCUCCGGCGGGAAGGUAAACGGCGUUUCCGUGCUCUGCUCUAGUUCACCAGAAGUGGCUUAGUCAUGCUGGCCACAUGAUAUGGAAGCUGUCUGCGGACAAACGCUGGCUCCCUCGGCUUAUAGAGCGAGAUGAGCGCCGCAACCCCAGAGUUGGUCACGACUGGACCUAAUGGUCAGGGUUCCCUUUACCUUCACCUAGCUGUGGCCUUAUUUAUAGUAUUGCAAGUUAUUAUGUAUUUUCCUUUAUAUUUUGUUUCACCUUCUUACAGUGAACUUAAAGAAGAAGAAGAAGAAGAAAUAAGACCUUCCUAUCCUGCCAAGAUGGAUGACAUAAGAUACAUUUUAACAAAAAAUCUCUAUCAGAUACGGCAAAGAGUAAGUAGAAUACAGCAUUAAUGGAACACCCCCGUGGUGAAUGUAUCUAGUUUCUCAGCUGGCAAUGUUUUUUCCUCCCUUAAUAAAAUCACCAGGAUGCCAUCCUAAGCAAACUUACUUGGAAGCCAUUUCCAUUAAAAUCAGUGGGACUCGCCUCUGGGAAAAUGUAUUUAGGAUUAGUGUAUGGGAAAGCUGAUAAAUAAACAUGGUAAAGACAAAGAAGUAUGAGAAGUUGUACUCCAGGCUUUAUAAAUUGUCUUAAGAAGAGGAGUUUGUGACGGUUUUCUAGAACACAAAGAUGUGCCACUCAACACUAGGCACGAGCAUAAAUUCUGAAUAUUCUGAGCUAUACACGCACACAAACACACACUUAAUACAUACACAGAUUUAAGGUGCUGUGCAUAGGUGAGUUUCACAGUAGCUUAAAAUAGUUCCUUAUUCGCUGGUCAUUAAGAGAACCCUGUGCGGCCAACCUCUAUGUAAAUAGGAUGUUGAAGCUUAUUGUAGCUGUUAAUGUUCACGAUCCUAUUAAGCUGGAAUUUGAUCGCCCAGGGUUUCUGAUUAUUAAAUACAACUCCACAUAAUGGAUUCCACUGCAUUUUACAGUGGACCCUCCAGAUACGAAUUAAAUUUGUUCUGGGGGUCCAUCCGCAAUCCGCAAAGUCUGUAGGCAGAGGCGCUGCUUCUGCAUGCGCGCGGCACGAUUCAGCGCUUCCAUGCAUGUGUGCAGCACACAGAGUGCUUUUGCACAUGUGCACACAGCGAAACGCAGAAGUAUACACUUCCUUCCAGCUUUGCCACGUUCAUAACCCGAAAGUUACGUAUCCAGAGCAGUACGUAACUGGAGGGUCCACUGUACUGUGUGAUAAUAUCGAAAUGUCUAAAUGGACCAUCUCUUUCACAUUCCUGUUUGUACGAUGCCCGUAAUGGCGUCUGUCCUUAAAAUCUUUAUAUACAUAGAUCCCAUCAAAGCAGGGAAUUUAUAUUUUUGAAGGACAGCGAACAUUUAAAAAAUGAAGAAUUAUGUCCAAUGGUUUAGUGCAUGGGUAGGCAAACUAAGGUCUGGGAGCUGGAUCUGGCCCAGUUGCCUUCUAAAUCUGGCCUGCGGACGGUCCGGGAAUCAGCAUGUUUUUACCUGAGUACCUUUUAUUUAAAAUGCAUCUCUGGGUUAUUUGUGGGACAUAGGAAUUCGUUCCUUUCCCCUCCGCCCCCAAAAAAUAUAGUCCGGCCCCCCACAAGGUCUGAGGGACAGUGGACUGGCCCUCUGCUGAAAAAGUUUGCUGACCCCUGGUUGAGUGCAAGUGAAAAGUAGCCUGUUAAGCUGAUCUUUCUAUCCUUCUCUUCCUCUUCUUUCUUGCCAUCCUUGCAACCUAUGAAAGCCUUCUCCAGAGGAUUGGGGAUCCUCCUGAAGAGGAGGGGGAGUCCUAUGGAACUCCAGGGCAAGAGGGAAAUCACCCAGCAUGGGGUAGAGGAAUAUUGCAGUUGCAUAAAUGUUAUGAACACGACUUGCAAUGCUUAAAAUUCUUAAUUUUUGUAUGCCAAAUAACCAAACAACAACCAAAGGUCCAAAGGCUGUACAAGCAUUAAAUUACACAUCUUGAUUGCAUAUAAUUCAUUGUAAACAUUAUGCUAGUUUGAGUGUUGUUUGUGAGAUUUCUUAAAGCACUGAAUUAUAGCUAGUUUGCAGCCCUGUACCACUCAUGGCAGGGAUGCAGGUGGUGCAGAGCCUAGGACUUGCCGAUCAGAAGGUCGGCAGUUCGAAUCCCCGCAACGGGGUGAGCUCCCGUUGCUCGGUUCCUGCUCCUGCCAACCUAGACGUUCGAAAGCAUGUCAAAGUGCAAGUAGAUAAAUAGGUACCACUCCGGCGGGAAGGUAAAUGCCGUUUCCUUGCGCUGCUCUGGUUUGCCAGAAGCGGCUUAGUCAUGCUGGCCACAUGACCCGGAAGCUGUACGUCGGCUCCCUCGGCCAAUAAAGCGAGAUGAGUGCUGCAACCCCAGAGUCGGCCACGACUGGACCUAAUGGCAUUAAUAUGGCCGUUGCUUUUAUUCUCGUUUCAGACACCAUCAUACAACAGGUACAGUCUUGCUGAAGAUGCAAGCGAAAAGCAGGCAAAAGAAAUUUUGAUUCGUCGCCGACACAGCCUGAGGGAGACCGUGAAGAGGGGCAGCAGCUUGUCAAGACAGGUACUUGUAUGACACCAGUGGCAUAGCGUGGGGGGUGCAGGGGGGGCCUGCCGCACCGGGCGCAACAUCUGGGUUAGGGGGCUCAAAUCCACGGGUUAGGGGGCGCAAAUUACUUGCCUUGCCCCGGGUGCUGACAACCCACGCUACGCCACUGUAUGACACAGAACCGUAGAACUGUAGAGUUGGAAGGGACCACGGGGGUCAUCUAGUCUAGCCCCCUGCAAUGCAGGACUCUUUUGGCCAACGUGGAGCUCAAAGAGUCUCAUGCUCUACCAACUGAUCCAUCAGAGUUUGCACAAGGGAGUUGAAAAAAUAACGGCCCCAUCACAACUCACAGUGUAAUAUGUAUUUUAUACUCUUGCAUUUGUCCCCAGGUACAAAUUGUAUCAGAAGUUGCCGUAAUCAUGCAUAUAUUUCACUUUGCUUGUACAGAACACAUUUCAUGUUUCUUUCUGCAGGUGGCAGCCAAACCACCCCGUUAUCUGUCACUGCCUAAAAACACUAAACUCCCCGAGAGAGUACGGAAAAGAAAUCAAUCUUCUUAUAAAGGUAAUACAGUUUCUGAGUAAAAGGAAGAGUGAAUUUGGCUUUUGUUUUGUUUCGUUAAUGAAGUGGUUACCUGGAAAACAAGCAAAUGUGCCAGAGAGGAUCAUGGGUUAUUUCCAUACUUUCCAAGAGAACUGCUACUCCCUAUGCAAAUAGGUCCAUUUCUUUCACUUGCCAAGAAGGUGCUCUUGGUGAUUUUUUGUGAAUUGGUGCAUGCGAUUGCAUGUAUGCUUUGUAUACAGUGGUACCUCAGGUUACGUCUCAAAAGAAUUACAGUGGUACUUCGGGUUACAUACGCUUCAGGUUACAGACUCUGCUAACCCAGAAAUACUGCUUCUGGUUGAGAACUUUGCUUCAGGAUGAGAACAGAAAUCGUGCUCCAGCAUCGCGGCAGCAGCAGGAGGCCCCAUUAGCUAAAGUGGUGUUUCAGGUUAAGAACAGUUUCAGCUUAAGAACGGACCUCCGGAAUGAAUUAAGUACUUAACCUGAGGUACCACUGUAGUAUGUUUGUACAGUGGUACCUUGAGUUACAUACGCUUCAGGUUACAGACUCCGCUAACCCAGAAAUAGUACCUCGGGUUAAGAACUUUGCUUCAGGAUGAGAACAGAAAUCGUGCUACGGCGGCGCAGCGGCAGCGAGAGGCCCCAUUAGCUAAAGUGGUUCUUCAGGUUAAGAACAGUUUCAGGUUAAGAACGGACCUCCGGAACGAAUUAAGUACUUAACCUGAGGUACCACUGUAUAUACUCAAGGGAUAGCAUGGUAGCCAUUGGGAUGGCAGCUGCUUACCUGCUCAGAUGAGUGACCAACAGUGGCAAGGAGCAGCAGCUGCUGCUGCCUGCAUUCUAUCUAGAGAAAAGGGGAGAGGAAGGAAGGAGUCUCUAGCAGGGCAGUACACCUACCAGGAAGGGGCGUUAUCUGGCUGAAGCCCCAGCCCUGGAAAGGGGUAUGAUGGAGCCAUAUUUGCCUCUGCAGCACACCCCAAUCCUUUAGGCCUUAUAUUGUAGAUCUUAUCUCCACAAAAACCUACCAAACUUGUUUGGCCAGGGACAAAAGUGGAACAUGGGAUGAAGUGCACCUUUAAUUUUCAGGGAGGGAGAAAGAAAACUUACUGUCCUCCUCUGACUUUAUAGCCCUAGGCCCGGAUCCAAAGCUACUUUAGACACACCCAAAAGCUUGAACGUACUGUACCAUUCUUGGCUUUCCUUCUUUGCAUUGCAGAUUCCCAGCCAUGAAUUGCUUUGGAAUGGCUCCAUUGUUGCCAAAGCAGUCAGGGAGGUGUCUGCUUGUAGAACCACAAGCCCAAAGGCCUGGGGUGUGAGGAGCUAGUUGUGUGAUUCUUUGGAUCUCAGCCAUCGAUUCACCACAAUGUUGAGUUCCCAAUAGCACUGCAUUGUGUGUUCACCUGUUCCUUUCAUACCCUCUGCUUUAAACGGAACAUCUCUUACUCAGCACACACACGUGAAGGAAAAAUAAUAAACAAAUAAAUUGUUAUGUGAACAUCAGGUUCAAGCAAAUGGCAACAACUUUUGAAUGGUUACUGUGGUGACUAGGACACUUAGCCAGAUUUUCAUCAGAUUCUUGCAAUUGUGUCUAAUGUCUUAGACUCUUAAGACCAUGGGUAGGCAAACUAAGUUCCGGGGGCCAGGGCCGUCCCAUUCGCCUUCUAAAUCCGGCCCGCAGAUGGUCUGGGAAUCAGCAUGUUUUUACAUGAGUAGAAUGUGUGCUUUUAUUUAAAAUGCAUCUCUGGGCUAUUUGUGGGGCAUAGGAAUUCAUUCAUUUUUUUUUCUUUUCAAAAUAUAGUCUGGCCCCCCACAAGGUCUGAGGGACAGUGGACCGCCCCCCUGCUGAAAAAGUUUGCUGACCCCUGCUUAAGACCUUGCUUGUUAGUUACAUGCCGUCGCAAAACAGCUUUUUUCAUCUCAAAAGUCUGUCCUAAGAUGUCAUGUUCGCUCUCUGGAACAGGAAAAUAACGACAGUGUUGUUGUUUAUCUGCCUGUUGUGAUUUCCCAAGCUUCAUCAUUAUCAUCAUCAUUUAUUUAUUUAUAUGCCACCCUUCUGACUGGGUUGCCCCAGCCACUCUAGGUGACUUCCAACAAAUCAAAACAUCAAACACAGUAAAACAUCAAACACUAAAAACUUCCCUAUACAAUCAUCACCACCCAAUGUUUUCUUUGUUUUUUCUCAGACCUGAAGUUUGGCAUUUCUUUUUCCUCACAAUGCAAUUGCAGCACCAGCCUGUCCAGUGUGGGCAGGCAAAUAUAACAUCUCAGGGCUUCUGUGCCUUUGAUUUAAUAUCUCCUGUUUGCAGGUCUAACCUUGCAACAUCUUCUCCUGCAGAGAAUUCCUUACAGAUAGCUUUGAAAAUUAUGUAACUCUUACUUAAAAGUAAAUAAGCACUCAGUUCCAAUGCACCAUCAGUGUUUCCCAAACUUGGGUCUCCUGCUGCUGUUUUUGGACUAUGAUUCCCAUCAUCCCUGACCACUGGUCCUGCGACCUCUCACUUGAGAGGACACCAACAACAAAAUCCACCAAUGGAUUUUCACUCUUUGAAAUCUGGCAACCCUAGUAUAGGCAGCUUUGGGUAGGUAAGCUUGUGCAAUUUUCACUACAGAGCUGGGGAAUAAUGUGGUACGUGUCCCAAAGUUAAGUUGCGAGGGUGGUAAAAACCUCUGCAAAAUGUCCUUCUCCCAUCAUUUUUCUGUACUGAGACUGACUGUGCCCUCAUGUGGUAAGACUUGGUAUUAGCAGUGGCAGCAUGAACUUUCGUUUUCAUUAGACCCCCCCCCCCCGCUGCGGCAAACCUUAAAUUCCAAAUAAAAACUUGCUGGCAAAAAAUGACAGUGUAAGGAUGCGUUUGGCUAUGGCAGGAAGCUGGACCAUAGGUAAUGAAAUGCACCACAGUUUUAGGAAACUAGUAAUACAUUACACCUGGGCACUUGCAUGAUUAAAUACAUGAUAUGUGGGGAAGGAUAGUGGGAACUCACUUUGUUGCUGCCCCCAAUCUACAUAUGGGGAAGCAGACAUGUGUAGGAGGGCACUUGCUUUAUGCAAGUACCGUGGUACCUCAGUUACAGAUGCUUCAGGUUACAGACGCUUCAUGUUACAGUCUUCGCUAACCCAGAAAUAAUACCUUGGGUUAAGAACUUUGCUUCAGGAUGAGAAAAGAAAUUGUGUGGCGGUGGUGUGGUGGCAGUGGGAGGCCCCAUUAGCUAAAGUGGUGCUUCAGGUUAAGAACGGACCUCCAGAAUGAAUUAAGUUCUUAACCUGAGGUACCACUGUAUGAUUUUCCCCUACCCCAUGGUGUGGAACCAUGAUUGCACUGGAAAGCAUAACUCUGCUCUCUCGAUUCAUAUAAUUGUUAACGGUGUUAGAUUAGCCCCCCAAAUAGGGCCAUCGUUACAUCAUGGUACUUUGCGUAGUGAAGCAUUGGGCAUGCUGAGAUUUUGUUUUGCAUAUAUUAAUAUAUACUUUAAUUUACAGUACCGGACGACAGCGAUUCUGAAUCUGAUCAAAGCACAGUGCUGAAUUUGAAAUCCCAAGCAGGAAAAAUUCUGAGAGACCAGAGGCUUCGACAGCAGCAGUGUAGGAUGGAAUGGAAAAAUGAAACGGAGAGGAACAACAGAGAGACAGCAAGCCAGGGAAACAGAGGCUUCAGACAACCACUUUUGUCAAGGCCAGCAUUUGGCGCACUGAACGAAGAAGAGUCAGCGGAAGAUGAGGGACCCGCUAAACCACUCCCACCGCCUCGUUUAAUCCGACAGGCUUCAAAAAGGCCUAGUGAUAAAUCCGAGAAUAAACCAUAUUGAAAGCUGCUAAAUGGAGCCAUUAACAAUGAACAGCAGAGGGAGGCACUUUAAACUGGACAGAUGGAGCCAUUUAAGUUCAUGGGUACUGGUUGGGGAUGGGAGGGAAAGAAAUCAUGUUAUUUCACUACGUGAAAAAAACAAAAAACUCUUCACCUUCUGUGGAACCAAAUAAUGCAACUAUUUUGUUUUAUAUUUUGUUUUUAAACUUCUGCAAUGAAGAUAAGUUUUAUCAGUUAGAUACAGUACUUUUGAAUGUAAAUUGUGUUUUGUGUGUUUGCCAGUGGCAGGUUUGCAGUAUAAGUUGCACUAAGAAAUUGCACAAUGCACUUCUUUUUAAAAGAAUUCACCCUCAGAAAGCAAUUCUAAGAGUGCCUGAUGCACUGAAACACAAUUAGGUGUUGCAAACUGUGAAACUGAACAAAUGCAAGAGAUUAAGGCUGCAGUACAGCCUUUAUCAUUUUGCCCAUGCAAUAUGGAAGUUGCUUCUGAAACCCAAAUUCUAACACUAUGUAAAGAUGUAAAUGGAAAAGCUUUUGUUUCUAUUGCCAUGCUUUUUACUGUAAUAGAAAAGUGGUAUGGGAAUAUACUGCUCUUAUGCAUUGUCAAAAAUGCCCCUCUACUUGAUAAUUCCAACAACUCUUUGGAUUUAGUUGUUGAAACUUAUCACUUGAAAUAUAUUAAUUUAUAAAUAUAUAUGCACUUUUCUGGAGCAUUUUGUCAUUUUUGUCUUAAACCUACAAAGUUUGAACAAAUUAAGUAAAUGAGCUCAUGAUUGGAUAGUCACCUCAAUACGUUGUUUUCAGUCCAAAAUUGUUUCGUUUAUUGACUUCAAAAUUGAAUUUGAUCCUCUCAGUAGGUUUUAUGGAUCUGGAUUUUAUUUCACGGAAAAUACAGUUAUAUUUGCUUAAUAAAUGAAAAGAUAUAUAUACAGAAUGGCAAAGUGUGAAAUGAAGCAUAAACUGGAUGGGGCUAUGAAAAAAUUUGAUUUUGACAAACAUUUCCCAAGCAGUUCUAAUAGCAUAAUACAUCUUUAUUUGGCGGUAAAAUGGCUAGUUUUUCCUGGGUUUGUGCUGCAGUAAGUUUACGGAUGCUUUGAAAGCAGAACUGCUGAAGUAAUACCUAAUCUCUAGUGCCAUCUGUUGGAAGAUACAAAACACAACUUUCUUUUCAGUUUGCUCUGUACCAACACAGAAUACUUCAUGUUUAUACAAAAGUAUCAAUCAUCACCUAACAGUGAUUAAAAGCUCUGUGAGAAGAGUUGAUCGUUUGAAGACAGAGUCCUAUACAUACUUACCUUGGAGUAAGCCCCAUUGAAGAUUGCAGAGUAAUGUGGGUAGUUUAUGCCUCGCAUAACAAACUAAUAUUUGAGGAACCAGGCAGUGACAAAGUGAGGAAGUCCAAACUCUAUACAUGUGAUGUAACUAUUGUUUAUCAUUUAGUACAAAAAUGUUUGUGAUUUAUAACGUGGCUAAACUACAAGGUUUGCCACCACCACAGGACUCUCGACACAAUCACCUCAAACAGCCUUAGGAGUGGUUGGUAAUGGUGUGAAAACUCCAACUGAUAAUCCAUAUAGCAAGUUGUUCUACAAGUGCCCCUUUAAAAUGUGGGGUUUUUUGGGGGGGGGUAUUGUUUUUAUUUCGAUUAUAUAUUUUUGUGCUUUUAUAUUUUGAUUUUGUUCUGUGAAUCACUCUGAGACCUCUGGGUAUAAGGCGGUAUAUAAAUUCUAAUAAUAAUAAUAAUAAUAAUAAUAAUAAUAAAUAGUGUAAACACUUUACAAGUGUAAAUACUCAACACAUGGAAGCUGUUUGGAACAGCCUCUGUGUGGGAUGUGCAAUUUAUAGACCAGCAAUUAUUUUGGCUGGAAUAAUGAGCAAAUAGACAACAAUAACUGACGACAAGCAGGAAAGGUGGACAUUCUUUUCCCUUUUAUUUCCAGUUACCAACAUUGUUAUGUAAUUCCCAGAGCUCUUAACUUUCAAGAGAACAAUGCGAAGCCAUUUUAAACUGCCUUCAAAUGAAGUACAAUGCAUCCCUGAGGGACUCUUUUUACAGAUGUUCUUUGUCCCGAAUGCUCCACAGAUACGAGAAAUGAUUCCUAAAUGUUUAUUCUGCUACAUCAUGUAAGUAGUUAAGAUUGAUUUCUGAGCUCGCAGUUUCAAAAGAAACUUUGCAGACCAGUUUUGAACUGUGAGCAGGUAAAUGUUCAUACGCACAUUUCCCUAGGAAUUGAGCCUCUUCCUGGACGGCACUAAAGCAAGCAAAGGUUCCUAAGAACAGAAUGCAUCUACGCUUGGGCAGAGGUACUUAACCAGCUCCCAACUCACCACCUCUUUGCUCUGAUCCCCAUCUCACCACAGCUACUCUCACAUGCUUUGAAAUUCUAGCCUUAAAUUUUAUGACAAAUGCAACUGGACUUUCAUUUGGAGGGUGUGGAGAGUAAAAGCGGAAGAGGUGCAACCUGGAGUGCAGAAGCAGCAGGCAGAAAAAAUGUUCAACAUCAUCCCUUGCCAACUAGCUUUUUGGGAUGGUGAGGCCAUCAAGGUUCAUUUCCUUGCUUUUGUGUGCAAUAUGUAGUUAGGCCCUAAAUAAAUACGCUUAGAAUUGCAGCCUUAGUACGGAUGACAAUUCUAUCUUGCCUGUUUUGUAAAUGCAUCACCUUUUUUUCUUAUCUGUUUUAUUAAAUGAGUGCAGCCUACCAAGCCUUCUUGUUUUUGCUGCCUCCCUCAGAUUGCAGUCUACAAUAUGCAUUAAUCUUAGUGGGACCAAGUUGUCCAAGCCUGUGCCAGUGCCAUUUUAACUAAAAAGCAGGCCAUAUUUCAUUAUAUUUCAGCUGGAGUUGAUUGGACAAUUGUUUCUAUUUCAAGCAGCUGAUCAAAGACGGAUGAAUACAAAACAGGGACAUCCCUAUGUAUAUAUUUUUGAAGCAAGCUCCAUCUACUUGUUUUCAAAAAGGCAUACCGUUAGUUUAAGGUUUGUGGCUCUUGAGGUUUGAGUUACAUGUAAUACAGAUUCCAGCUUCAAUGCUCUCACGUUACAUCACAUUAUUACACUUGGUACGAAACCAAUGCUCCUGACAAACCUGACCAGGUAAUUCCUCCAAGCCCCCAAACUCAACAACAAAAUUGCCGCCAAGCAAGUUAAAACUCUCUUUUAAAUAUGUGGCCGCCGUCACAAGCCUCCUUUAAGGAUGUCUGCUGCAGAGAGCAGCCUUUCCCCAUUCCUGUACUAUUUCAAGUAUAAAGGAAACAUGCAUUCCUUGAAACACAACACUUCAGUAAACCAUAAUAAAGAGGAAACGACUUGCUUAGGAUGUCCUGUAGCAAAGGAGGAGGUAGGAAACUCCUGGAAAACCCCCAAUAUGGACUCUUCCUGCUUUUGAGUCUUUGCUGCGGCUUUGUAAACCCCACAGCUGAUGACCCUGAGUGGUAGUAUUCUUCCCAAGUCGAAAGCACAUUUGUCAUUAAGGUCCCCUUCCCCAGUAAGUGUUCAGUGUUAGAAUUGUUCCAAACCAAGAUGGCACAACUAGUAGAACACCACCUUUAAUAAUUGCAUGUUAACUAAAGAUUCAUUACUCUGCAAACAUAUACAAGGACCACAGCCCUGCAGAAAGUCCAAACCUUGCCCUGCAUCUUCUGGCAACGAUGUGUGAGGCUUGAAGGAAGUCUGCCCCACAUUUUGAGAUCUAACUGGACCACAGCAGAAAUGGACAACAUCUCUUCCAUUCUCCGUUUUUCUUUUGGAAUGACACCACAUACCUGGAGUCAGGCUCUAGUCCUAUUGUCAUACUUGUUUUUAAAAUACCUACACCAGGAUUUUAAUCACAAUUUAAAAUUAUUUGAAUAGAUGUAAUGUUCAGCAACUUUCCCUUUGCACUACAACCAGCAAGAUUUCUUAUUAGCUGUGUGAAUUAACGCCCCUUCACCAGCCUCAAAUUUACCUGUUAAGUUUACUGGUCAGGAUGAAAGAUAAGGGAACUGUUCUUUCCUUGACGCUAUAGUGUUUCGUUAUAAAGCGUCCCAACAACAGUCCUCCUGAACCUUUAACAUUUUCAUUUCUCAGUUGUGUUGCUUUUUUAAGUAGCAGCACUAACAGCUUAUCUCAUUUUAACUCUGGCGCCCCUGAUGACUGUGUAUCGUGAUUUGUUGAGGACCAUGAUGAGAACAGCUAUAAAUCCCAACAGGCCCCCGAGAAUGGGAGGCCCACAAGGGCUGAACUCCUGGGCGAUUCCUGACAGAAGAGGGGAAAGUAUGCGGCCGACGGCCGAGACCGACUGACCGACACCUAUGAGCAUACCACUGGCCUGGUCCCCCCCCAAAGUCAGCUCAAGAUCAGUAAUGCAAGUACGUCCGAUGGUGGUCGAAAAUGCUAAAAAGGUGGAGGACAGGACCACCGCCCAUACGUUCUUCGAGAGAGAAUAUAUCAUCGUGAGCACGCAGGUGAAGAUGGUGGACCGCAGUAAGAUGGCGUAGGUGUUGUGCUUAUAUAGUCUUGUAAUUGGUCCGAGCAGAAAGCCAGCAGCCACUCCAAGCGCACUGCUGUAGCUUAUGAGGUAACCAGUGAGUUUAGGUUUGAUCCCAAACCUCUCUUCAAGUGCCAAGACAAAAUUGCUAUGGUAAAGCAUGACUGCGAUUGACAUCAGUAGCCGUACCAGGAAGACAUCCCGCAGAUCGGAACGGGUAAUGCUGCGAAUCCUCUUCAACACAGAGACAAUCUGAGCCCAAGAGGUCUGGGGGUGUGUACUGUUCCUUGUGGCUUCGCGAGAUAGAGGGUCCUUCUGCAAGCUGAGCUUUGCCACUGGUAAGGGACUGCCUUUUGCUGGGUUAAUAAUGCUCCAGUCGUUACCAUGCUUUUUCUUUUCGAGCCAUAGCAGUAUCCAGAAAAGACCUGCA
Messenger RNA from Podarcis lilfordi (Lilford's wall lizard), 33148 nucleotides. NCBI's taxonomy places the organism in Eukaryota, Metazoa, Chordata, Lepidosauria, Squamata, Lacertidae. The record is from the annotation of a GenBank genome assembly.